Molecule: messenger RNA, 498 nt
Organism: Hydatigera taeniaeformis
Lineage: Eukaryota; Metazoa; Platyhelminthes; Cestoda; Cyclophyllidea; Taeniidae
Source: the annotation of a GenBank genome assembly
ACCAACUUAUUCCUCCCGCAUUUGCUAAAGGACUUGCUCCGUAAAAACCUGUCAGAUGUAGCCUUUGACCUCGCCUCCGCUUACCAGCACCUGCCCUACUUCCAGCACAUUCUUGAAUUGCUACUUCAUCAGGUUCUCGAAGAAGAGGCGACUUCCAAAUAUCCUAUUCCAGAUCCUCUCCUGCCCCAAGUGACGGCUUUUAUCGAGCAAUUUCCGCACUUUCUCGACGUGGUUGUACAAUGUACCCGCAAGACUGAGGUUACAUGGUGGCGUCACCUUUUCUGCGCUCUUGGAAGACGACCAAAGGAUAUCUUUGACCAUGCCAUCUCCCUGGAGCAGUUGGCCACUGCGGCUUCCUGCUUGGUCAUUCUACAGAACUCGGAAACACAGGCCACUUGCAAACAGGUAAAAAUUAACAUUUUUCCUUGCCAUUUUGCUACAAGUGAGUCCGCCUUUGGCAAUGUUGACCUUUUUACGUACAUACUCAUCGAACCAUAA